AGAAGGGGCAGAGCAAAGCAAAGAAGAUCUGGGGAGCAGCGGCGACUCCGCCUCUUUUCCCUUCCCUUUCCUCUUGCAAGAUCGUUUUCUGCCGCCUUCUCAUCUCAAGAGCGGAUCCGGGCUGAUCUCAUCGCUUGCAAUGGAGAGGCAACCCGCCUCUGAGCUGGAGAAUUCAAACCCCGCCGCGCCAGGAGCAACACCACCACCACCAGUUUCUUCACGAUCCUGCCACUCCAGCUUCUUGACCCGUGUCAAGGAAAAACUCUGCACUUGGCAAAUUGUGAAAACGCUAUUCCUGGGUCAGAUACUUUCCCUGUUUAUAUGUGGGACUGCAGUUACAAGCCAGUACUUAGCUGAGAAGUACCAUGUGAAUACUCCGAUGCUGCAGAGCUUCAUCAACUAUUGCUUGCUUUUUCUUGUAUACACGAUGACUCUGGCCUUCAAGAAAGAUAAUGACAACCUCUUGCAGAUCCUGAAAAGGAAAUGGUGGAAGUACAUUUUGCUUGGAUUAGUUGACGUUGAAGCUAAUUACUCCAUUGUAAAAGCCUACCAAUAUACCACCCUAACAAGUGUCCAGCUCCUUGACUGUUUUGGGAUUCCUGUGCUGAUGGCAUUAUCGUGGUUCAUCCUCCGUGCAAGAUACAAACUGAUCCAUUUUAUUGCUGUUGCUGUCUGCCUGUUGGGUGUAGGGACCAUGGUCGGUGCAGAUAUAUUAGCUGGGAGGCACGAUGGUGAAGGUAGCGACGUAGUGAUCGGAGAUGUCUUAGUCCUUCUUGGUGCUUCGUUGUAUGCCAUUUCGAAUGUGAGUGAGGAAUACAUUGUGAAAAAUCUGAGCAGAGUGGAGUUUCUAGGAAUGGUGGGCUUGUUUGGGACUAUUAUCAGCGGUCUGCAGCUAGCCAUUCUGGAACAUAAAGAUAUCACUUCUAUUCAGUGGAACUGGAAAAUUGUGUUGCUCUUCCUGGCCUUUGCACUGUGCAUGUUUGGGCUGUACAGCUUCAUGCCAGUAGUGAUCAAAGUAACCAGCGCAACAUCCGUCAACUUGGGCAUUCUGACAGCUGAUCUGUACAGUCUUUUCUUUGGCCUCUUUCUCUUUGGCUACAAGUUUUCAGCCCUAUAUCUCCUGUCCUUUGUGGUCAUCAUGGUGGGCUUCAUCAUGUAUUGUUCAACACCGACCCGCAGUGCAGAGGCUGUCUUGACCAGCUUGCCCCUGGCGUCCAGUAUUGGGUUUGACAAUCACGCCUUAAAAAUGGAAGAGAACCUGAAUGCGGCCAUCGUCUCACCUGCACAACACAGCAAAGAAGAAAGUCAGAUGGGGGAAGCACCAGAUGCCAAACUAACAGCCUUGUGAAAUGCAGAUCCUUUCAGUUGCCAGAAUCACCUUGGAAAUGCCAGUAAACAAGAUAUAAUGAACAUUAUGCUAUGUUAGGGUGGAUAAACUGGAGAGGUGCCUAUGGUGGAGUCUGUGCUCAUGCCAACGUCUGGAAUUUCAGCAUAAGGUCACGAGGGCUAGAUCUUUAGUUGAAUUGUCUGUGUUAAGUCAUGCUCAUUGAAGAUCUGUCCGAGGGGAAUAGAAAGGUAAGGACUACUAAGAGAAUGAUUAAUGUUUAUGUAGAAAGAAAGAAAAAAUCUACCCUAAAGAAAACCAAAUUGUGCUCAGAAUAAAUUAAUAAUUUAUGAAUAAUUUUCCCUUUUUCCAUCGUUUACACUUUGAAGGACUGUGGAAUAUUUUCGGCAACCACAAGAUUGGCAAAAGGAAAAAAGGUGGAGAGAGGGAAAAGUGAGGGAAGGAUGACAUGAAACGUGAGGUUAGAUGGCCAGUAUUAGCAGAAAGACUGCAAACCUAAGGGGGGGGGAGAAAUGAAUCCCCAUCUCCAGACCACUAGACCAUGAGGACUAGAAACUGUUUUUAAAAAUGAAUUAAUGAGGACUAGAAGCUUUUUAAAAAUGAAUUGGAUAACCAUAUCCAACUCUUACACAAUUAAAAUGCAGAGUCUGUACGUCAUUUUUGCAAUAAUUUAAUUGCGCCUUAACACUUGGAAGCCAGUGUAAUCAUGCCUGGUUGCACUGGCAAGUGAUGCUGAUGAAGCAACUUGUGAACUGUUCUGUGACUCCAUCUGAAUUGAAGGAUACGCUGAGUUCAGACUAUUUCUGGCUUCAUUCGUCUCAUCAUUUUUCAUCUCGGAUAUGAUGGGUAACCCUCUUCUGCUGGCAGAGAGCUCAGCAGUUAAACUAUAUGCGUGUUUUAAUUUUGAGGGGCGCAAAAACUCUGUGUAAAUCAGAUCUUUGAAAAUGUGAAGACAGUAUUUUAUGCCACAAUAAAUAAUGUAUCAAGCCCCAUAUAUAUUUAAACCCAUUAACUGACCAUUUUCCCAACUGUGUACACCUCUGCAAUUAUAAGAUAUGCUUUCAGGACCAACUGUAUGACCUAUUCACGUUUUGUAAAUAUAUAUUUGAAACAUAAUAAGCAUUUGUGCGCCAAUUCAGCGAGGGAUUGGGAAGUGCAGAUCUCAAAACGUGAGAUGAAUUAAAGCCACAAAAGGCUGCUAUUGCAUAGCUUCCAAAUGCAAUACAGCAGGAGCUCCAGAAAGACAUAUGGAAUACUGCUCGGCAGGUACAGAGCUUGGAAAAGUUACUUUUUUUGAACUACAACUCCCAU
Messenger RNA from Rhineura floridana, 2656 nucleotides. It is a transcript of the gene SLC35F2, whose product is annotated as solute carrier family 35 member F2. The transcript has 8 exons. The coding region runs from base 140 to 1348 and encodes 402 amino acids. Gene Ontology annotation, cellular component: membrane. The record is from RefSeq and is a predicted model, not a curated record. NCBI's taxonomy places the organism in Eukaryota, Metazoa, Chordata, Lepidosauria, Squamata, Rhineuridae. Gene Ontology annotation, biological process: transmembrane transport. Gene Ontology annotation, molecular function: transmembrane transporter activity.